This is a messenger RNA of Phytophthora infestans T30-4, 1770 nucleotides long. Its product is annotated as bardet-Biedl syndrome 1 family protein. Gene Ontology annotation, biological process: protein localization to cilium; non-motile cilium assembly. Gene Ontology annotation, molecular function: patched binding; smoothened binding. The record is from RefSeq and is a predicted model, not a curated record. The coding region runs from base 1 to 1770 and encodes 589 amino acids. Gene Ontology annotation, cellular component: centrosome; axoneme; BBSome. Lineage: Eukaryota; Oomycota; Peronosporomycetes; Peronosporales; Peronosporaceae. The transcript is spliced from 10 exons.
AUGUCUACGUCCGAAGACAACGAAAAGGACAUUGCGCCUGCGGCUGAUGCCUCGGCGAAGAAGGCAGCAAAGAGCCCAUGGCUUUCAGCAUACCACAACUCUGUUGCCGGCAUUAAAGCUGGGUCUAACUGCAUGCAAUUGGUGGACGUCUAUGGCGACGGUGAUGCGAAAUUCGUGGUUGCUGAUGGAGAUCAGAGGCUCAAGAUGUACAAAGGUUCGGCACUCUAUGGGGAGCAAGCGAUCCUUGGAGUACCAUCAGCCUUGAGCUACUUCUACUCAGAUAACAAUCGACCACGGAUUCCAGCAAUUGCAGUUGCAUCAGGCCCAUACAUCUUCAUCUAUCGGAAUUUUCGCCCCCACUACAAGUUCACAGUGCCGUCCAUCGAAAUCGACGCCCAGGAGACAAAACUGUGGGAGGCACUCACGAAGUGCACGAUCGAGGUCCCCGACGCACUCACUCAACUUUCAACCAUGCGUGGUUUGGGCAUUCGCUUGUCCGAGCGUUCGCGAGGUCUGCUGGCAAUCGACAACAUUGAAGAACAAGCGGAAUAUGUGUCGAGGUUUAUGGACGACCCACUUGUUGAGCGCUCUUGCGUGACUUGCAUGACGUCGAUCAACAAGAAUAUGGACGACAAAGAUGCAGUCAGCUGUCUUGUCGUUGCAACUGAGAGCUGCAUGGUGUAUGUCCUGGAUCCUCAGGGCACGUCCCUCAUCCAACAGAUAAAAGUUCCUGGUGUACCCGUGGAAAUCGUUGCUGUCGGACUACUGGAGGUCGAAUGCCGACUAGUUAUCACGACACGCAACGGCUCUGUGUACAUGAUUAAGAAUGGAGAGUUGCUGAAGUCAGUGAUUGAGUUGGAGUCACCUGCGUGUGGCCUCGUUCAGCUAGAGAAAAGCAUCGUCAUUGCGUCCAUGAGUCGGAAGCUGACGUCCUACCAUCUUAAAGGCAAGAAGAACUGGAGUCUUACCAUGAGCGACGACAUUGUAGCUCUCGAAGCCUUCAGUCUACGACGUACGAAGGAUACGCGGGGUGUUCUUGUGGCGUUGCGCAAUGGCGAAGUGACACUGUACAAUGAGAAAGUCAAGGUGUGCACGUUGAACACGGAGACAGUUCUUACAGGAAUGCGUUUUGGUCAAUACGGACGCGAGGAAGCCUCGCUUGUUCUCGUCCAAAAGAGUGGUGCUCUGUCGCUCAAGAUCCUGAAGCGCACAGCCAGCUUGGAAGCGAUCUCAGAGGCGGCUGGACCCCCUCCGGAGCAAGAUAUUCCGCUGAACAUCCCGAAGAAGACGACUUUGUAUGUCGAGCAAACUCAACGCGAACGAGACCACGCCACUGAAAUGCACCGCCACUUUCAGCGUGAUUUGUGCAAGUUGCGUUUAACCACAGCUCGCGCUUACGUCAAGAUCAUUAAAGACGGACAGGGCCCUGUGUCAUACUCGACGGGCGCAGCGAUUCGCUUAAACGCUCAGGUGCAGGGAAUCGGCCCAUUCUUCCGAAUCAAGCUAAAUGUGCAGAAUGCCGGAACGAAAGCUGUGACCGAUAUCACGGUUGCUUUCCACUACGAUCACGAGUUGUAUCGUGUCGAGCAGAGCCUGGUGCUCAUCCCGCUCGUGAUUCCGAACAUUCAAUAUCAGUACGCUGUAGACGUGGAGAGCAUCUCGGAGCUUGGUGCUGCCGACAAUGUGUCCAUUUUCGUUUGCGGCAAGGAGAGCUGCGUCCCGCUGGUUUCCGCCGUCGUGAGCAUGCCACUGAGCGAGCCCGAGAUGUAG